This is a messenger RNA of Ceratitis capitata (Mediterranean fruit fly), 2534 nucleotides long. RefSeq lists its product as uncharacterized. Gene Ontology annotation, cellular component: nucleus. NCBI's taxonomy places the organism in Eukaryota, Metazoa, Arthropoda, Insecta, Diptera, Tephritidae. Bases 121 to 2070 code for a protein of 649 amino acids. The transcript is spliced from 6 exons. The record is from RefSeq and is a predicted model, not a curated record.
AUUGUUGUGUCAAAUUGUAAACAAUUUCCUUAAUUCAAAGAAAUCUUGUUAAACACGAUCAAUUUAUAUUUUGAAUAAACGUUUUAUGUAUAUUCUGUUGUCAAUAAUUGAAAAAGCAGUAUGGAGAAAAAACAGUUACGACAAAGUAUCACAUCCAUGUCCGAUAAAUGGAUUAAAUGCCAAUCGAAGCAACGGCCUGGCAAAUAUUAUAUGUUCAAUAAAGAAACUGGUGAAACUCGAUGGUGCUCUGAACUUGAGGAUGGUUUGCUGCGAACGACGGGAUCAAAAGAUACGAAAAAUUCAACAAAAACACCAACGAGCAUUGCAAAACCAAAACUUAAAACUCCUGCGAAUGAUCGUCUUAAACGGUUGCAAAAUACUCUAAAGAAGGACCAAAAAGAAAAACAGGAUCAAAAACAGGUAACUACACGCAGGCGAAAAAGUCUAGAUCAAUUGCCAGCAACUAGAAAUGGAGAAGGUGAAAAAGACAAACAAAAAGAUAAUGUUCAAAAGAAAACUUCAAGCAUAUCCAAAUCACCUAAUACGUCUCCAGAGGUCAAGAAAGAUUGCCAGCCAUCAACGAGUAAAUGUGGUCUAAGGAUUGGCAACGAAAUGGACAAACGGUCAGAAAACCGUUCUCCACAAACAAAUAAAACAGCAAAGAAGUCAAACCAAAAAGCACCAAGUAAAGAAGCCAAAAAGCGGUCGAAUUGUGAUUUAUCAACUGCAGAUUCCCCUAAAAAACGCCAAAAGUGCACCAAACAAAAUCCGACUUUCAAAGAAAAGGAACCACCAAGCACUGAUGUAAAUACAAAAGAUAAGCCAAGCACAGAACAGCCUAAACCCGAGGUAGGCGGUAUUGGCAGCAGCUUCGUAAGUAAAAUUAAAGCAUUUUGCAAGGACAAAUUUAGUAGUUAUUAUAAUGCAAAAAAAGUCGCAACUCAAAAACCUUUGCAACCAUGCUUAAAGAAGACAAACUUCAAAAUACCUAAAAAAGUUCCUGAUGUACUUCCUGCCACUACAAAUUUGAAGUUUCAAAAAAGGGAACCUGAAAAAAGCGUAAAUGAAUUGUACAACAACAACAACUGUAUAACAACUGCUCCUAUGACUAUUCUAAUGAAACGCACGGCGACGCCAAAUAGUGGCGAGGGAACCGUAGAUUUUAAAGCCUUUUCGGUAACUGCCUCGCCAUCACAUACGCCCAAUAACAUUAUUCCAGUAUAUCAGCGUGGUAGUGCUAACUCACGCUUACAGCGUUUACGAAAUUCUUUAAAUCAACAAAAAUUAACCGCUGAUCCGGAAAUCUCAACGUCAACACGAUUGUGUGCGUCGGCAUGUUCCUCCGCUUUAGCAUGUGUUAUACGUGAGGCAGCAAUUCCAAAUAGUAGUCCAAAUAUUAGUCAACCCGAUGUUGAUUACGCAGAACCCAUGGAUUGGUUGCCAAUUGAGGAAUUGAAAACAGAGGCUAUUGAAAUAUCUAGCAGUGAGUCGAAUAAUGGUACGCAGAGCAUUCGCGCUGCAGAAGUUGAAAAUAUGGGCGAAUAUUAUGGCACCGUUAAUAAAAAUUUAUUACGUUAUGCAAUGGAGCAGAAGCAGGGUGGCUUAGUAAUGACUGAAAAAUGGCUCAAUGAUUACUUUUAUUUUAUAUUAGAUACAAAUGUACUAAUUGAUUACUUAGUAUUCCUUGAAGAAUUAAGCCAUAUGAAAUUAUGCGAUACCAGCGGCACAAUACUCUACGUACCCUAUAUUGUAUUGCAAGAGCUAGAUAAAUUAAAACAAUUCGCCGUAAGCGAAGGUGCCAAAGUAAGAGCAGUGCGCGCUAUAAAAUACCUGAAUGCCAAGUUUGAGACAAAAAAUAAGCAUCUACAAGCCCAAAGCGCUAUGAGCGAACUGGAACAUCUUGUAGAAAUCACUUCGCCAGAUGAUCGUAUAAUCAACUGUUGUUUACAAGUUAAACAACAUGUGGAUAAUGUUAUCUUAUUGACUGAGGAUAUAAAUUUGCGUAAUAAGGCAAUUUGUAAUAAUAUAUUAGUUUCGACAAAAUCGGAUCUAAUUGCUAAACAUACAUAACACAGCUUCUAAUUUAAAGAGACAAGUCGCAUUUAUUGUGUACGAAAAAAAAACGCGCUCUGAAGUUACCUCUAUGCGCUAAACAAGUGAUUUACUGCCAUAUCUGUUGUUUAAGUUUUUUGGGAGCUUGUUGUUAUGUGCUUGUGUGAUAAAUUCGAUUAAUACAUGUGACCACCUGACAAAUUUCUGAUUCCCGUAGAUUCUAGCUCAAAGCGAGCGCAUUCAUAUAAUCAUUCAUCUCGUCGUCAUUGAAACCAUCACUUUCGAAACAAAUUGUGAUAUGUAAAGAAAAAAAAAACACACACACACACAAAUACUAGGUUAACUGGAAACUAAUUUCUUAGUAUUAAAAUUUACUUUGUAUUUUCGUUACAAAUGUAAAUAAUCAUUCAUGUACAUUUUUUACACGAAUUCAGAUUGUAAGCUCGUUAAUGAAAUAAAACUCAAAAAUUUUCAAUUUAAGC